Molecule: messenger RNA, 2203 nt
Organism: Malania oleifera
Lineage: Eukaryota; Viridiplantae; Streptophyta; Magnoliopsida; Santalales; Ximeniaceae
Product: (E,E)-alpha-farnesene synthase-like
Exons: 7
Coding region: 138-1898 (586 amino acids)
Biological process (GO): diterpenoid biosynthetic process
Molecular function (GO): terpene synthase activity; magnesium ion binding
Source: RefSeq, a predicted model, not a curated record
AACUCCAUCUCUUAUGUAGCUCUUGUAGUUUUUUGGUCUCUAUCUGUCUCUGCUGCCCAUUUGUGUUUAUAUCUACAAGCUUGCGAGUUACUUUAAUCUCUUAAUUUGGUUGAUUACUCGGUGCCUUAAUUCUCGUCAUGGGUAAUUGUGCAAGAGAAGUGCAGGAAGACCCGCAAUUUGUGCAGUGUAAGCUGAAUGAGCAUGGAGCCUUCCAUGCUACGCGUCAAAGAAGAUGCGCCAAUUACAAGCCUAACAUUUGGAAAUAUGAUACCAUCCAAUCUCUCUCCAGUGAAUACAGUGGGGAGACGUAUAAGAGAAGAGUGGAGAAGCUGAAAGAGGAGGUGCUGGGUCUGGUGUUGGAUGCAGCAGACCAAGGAAACAACGAAGUGGUGAUGUUAGAGCUGACUGACAGCAUUCAGAAGCUCGGUCUAGCCCAACUCUUCCUCAAGGAAAUUAAGGAAGCUCUCCACACCAUAGCUCUCAGCAGCAAUAUUAAUCCCAGACAAGAAAAGGAUCUGUAUGCCAUCGCCCUCCGAUUUAGGCUCCUGAGGCAGCACGGAUUUAAAGUUUCCCAAGAUAUUUUCAAUGGUUUGGUGGAUGAGAGGGGUUCACUCACCCAAAGCGCGCAAUCGAACUUAAAGGGAGUACUUGAACUUUAUGAGGCAUCACAGUUGGCCUUCGAGGGAGAAAGAAUCUUGAAUAAGGCUAAAGCUGCUUCCACCGCAUACCUUAAGCAAAUUUUGGUCACAAACUCAAUGGAGGGUCAUGAGGACGACCACAGUGCCAUGCUCAAACAAUUACUGUCCCAUUCAUUGGAGCUUUCAAUGCACUGGCGAGUACCGUGGUUUAAUGUCAAGUGGCAAAUUAACUCUUUUGAUCAUUCCAAGAAGUACUUGGACCUGCUUGAGCUAGCUAAACUAAAUUUCAACGUGGUCCAAGCAACUCACCAAGCAAACCUCAGAGACAUGUCCAGGUGGUGGAGGAACCUUGGGCUAAUAGAAAAUCUGAGCUUCAGUAGGGAUCGCUUGGUUGAAAGUUUUGCAUGGGCGGUGGGAGUUGCUUCCGAGACACAGUAUGGGUGUUUAAGAGAAUGGCUCACCAAAGUCAUUAAUUUCGUACUUGUAAUUGAUGAUGUCUAUGAUGUUUACGGUUCGCUCGAAGAAUUAGAGAGCUUCACCAGGGCAGUUGAAAGGUGGGAUCCGGAUGAAAUUAAACAACUUCCGGCGUGCAUGCAGACCUGUUUCCAAGCACUCUACAACACUACUGUGGAAGUGGCUCGUGAAAUCCACGAGGAGAGAGGUUGGACCAACGUAUUACCUCAUCUAACCAAAGCCUGGGCAGAUUUUUGUAAAGCAUUGUUUGUGGAAGCAAAGUGGUAUAACGAGGAAUACACGCCAUCACUGCAAGAGUACUUAAACAAUGGGUGGGUUUCAUCGUCGGGCCCCUUGCUUUGCCUUCAUGCAUUCCUCGCUGUAACCACAGGUAGUGAAAAGUCAGAAGGGGAGUUGGUGGAUUUCCUUCACAAAAAUGGGGACCUUGUCUACUGUUCAUCUCUUAUUGUUCGACUCUGCAAUGAUCUCGGAACAUCCACGGCGGAGCUAGAGAGGGGAGAUGCUCCAUCAUCAAUCCUAUGUUACAUGAGAGAAGGUAAUGCAUCGGAGGAGAAAGCUCGGCAACACAUCAAGGACAUGAUAAGCAGCACGUGGAGGAAGAUCAACGAGCAGUGCAUGGCAUUGCAAUCAUCUCCUCUGUUGCAACCUUUCGCUGGCUGCGCCACAAACAUUGCUCGGGUGGCUUACUGCAUUUACCAGCAUGGGGAUGGAUUUGGGGUUCAAGACCGAGAGACCAAAGAACAGAUCCUCUCUCUCUUCAUCAAACCCUUUCCUCUCAACUCAUAGAGGAAUUUGGAUCGAGUGGGUUCAAUACUGGUGUGUGUGUGUGUGUGUGUGUAUCAGAUAUGAUCAUACAUGCAUGAGGCUUAGGGUUUCUAAUUAUUUGAAACCAGCUCUAGCUUCUGCCUCUGCAGAUCGUUAAAAAUAAAAAAGAAAAAAGAAAGAUUAUGAUGAAUAUAAAGUCAAAAAGAUACUCCUCUUCUUAGCUUUGAGUCUUUCCUAUGUAUUGUUGGUUGGGAGAUAAGUGUUGGUGGAGUAAUUGUGUGUAUGCAUAUACCAUGGAGGAAAUAAAUGAUCUAAAUAUUUGUUAA